GCCCAUUUCUUUAUGAUUUGAUAGUCUGAGAAGAAUAUGAUGGGUGUGGCUUAAAAACCUAAAUCACGUGUAGUGUUGGAAUUGGGUGUUAUACGAGCAAACAAAAUAAAUACUUGUGCAAUAUACCUGCUUUGUGCACUCAAGCAGAGAAGAGAUCCACAGGUACUCACCAGUCUCCUGUUCUGCAAAGAAGAGAGAAUCAACAUGAGCACGGCAGGAAAAGUCAUCAAAUGCAAAGCAGCUGUGCUAUGGGAGGUAAAGAAACCCUUUUCCAUUGAGGAGGUGGAGGUUGCACCUCCUAAGGCUCAUGAAGUUCGCAUUAAGAUGGUGGCUGCAGGAAUCUGUCGUUCAGAUGACCACGUGGUUAGUGGUACCCUAGUGACCCCUCUUCCUGCGAUUUUAGGCCACGAGGCAGCCGGCAUCGUGGAGAGUGUUGGAGAAGGGGUGACUACAGUCAAACCAGGUGAUAAAGUCAUCCCGCUCUUUACUCCUCAGUGUGGAAAAUGCAGAGUUUGUAAAAACCCAGAAGGCAACUACUGCUUGAAAAACGAUCUGAGCAAUCCUCGGGGGACCCUGCAGGAUGGCACCAGGAGGUUCACCUGCAGGGGGAAGCCCAUUCACCACUUCGUUGGCACCAGCACCUUCUCCCAGUACACGGUGGUGGAUGAGAAUGCAGUGGCCAAAAUUGAUGCAGCCUCGCCCCUGGAGAAAGUCUGCCUCAUUGGCUGUGGAUUUUCGACUGGUUAUGGGUCUGCAGUCAAAGCUGCCAAGGUCACCCCAGGCUCUACCUGUGCUGUGUUUGGCCUGGGAGGGGUCGGCCUAUCUGCUGUUAUGGGCUGUAAAGCAGCUGGAGCAGCCAGAAUCAUUGCGGUGGACAUCAAUAAGGACAAAUUUGCAAAGGCCAAAGAGUUGGGUGCCACUGAAUGCAUCAACCCUCAAGACUACAAGAAACCCAUCCAGGAGGUGCUAAAGGAAAUGACUGAUGGAGGUGUGGAUUUUUCGUUUGAAGUCAUCGGUCGGCUUGACACCAUGAUGGCUUCCCUGUUAUGUUGUCAUGAGGCAUGUGGCACAAGUGUCAUCGUAGGGGUACCUCCCGAUUCCCAGAACCUCUCAAUAAACCCUAUGCUGCUACUGACUGGACGUACCUGGAAAGGAGCUAUUUUUGGAGGCUUUAAGAGUAAAGAAUCUGUCCCCAAGCUUGUGUCUGACUUUAUGGCUAAGAAGUUUUCACUGGAUGCAUUAAUAACAAAUGUCUUACCUUUUGAAAAAAUAAAUGAAGGAUUUGACCUGCUUCGCUCUGGAAAGAGUAUCCGUACCAUCCUGACCUUUUGAAACAAUACAGAUGCCUUUCCUUGUAGCAGUUUUCAGCCUCCUCUACCCUACAUGAUCUGGAGCAACAGCCGGGAAAUCAUUAAUUCCUAGCAGAAAUCAUUAAUUCUGUUCUUCAGAGAUGUUAAAAAUAAAUUACACAUGGGAGCUUUCCAAAGAAAUUGAAAUUGAUGUGAAAUUAUUUGUCAAGCAAAUGUUUAAAAUCCAAAUGAGAACUAAAUAAAGUGUUGAACGUCAGCUGGGGAAUUGAAGCCAAUAAACCACCCUUCUUAACCAUUC
Molecule: messenger RNA, 1608 nt
Organism: Piliocolobus tephrosceles (Ugandan red Colobus)
Lineage: Eukaryota; Metazoa; Chordata; Mammalia; Primates; Cercopithecidae
Product: alcohol dehydrogenase 1C
Exons: 9
Coding region: 205-1332 (375 amino acids)
Biological process (GO): retinol metabolic process; retinoic acid metabolic process
Cellular component (GO): cytosol
Molecular function (GO): all-trans-retinol dehydrogenase (NAD+) activity; zinc ion binding
Source: RefSeq, a predicted model, not a curated record